AUGAAGGCCCCUCACUCAGUGUGCAGUGAACCAUGCCUUUCAGGAUACAGGAAAGCUACCAUACUUGGACAGCCAAUCUGUUGCUUUGAUUGUGUGCAAUGUUCCAUGGGGGAGAUCACAAAUGUAACAGGUACGAGUGAAUGCAUGAGGUGCCCUGAACAUCUCUGGUCAGAUGAUAAACGAGAGAAAUGCAUUGCUAAAACCACUGAUUUCCUCGCCUUUGAAGAUUCAUUGGGUUUAUCUUUAACCAUUGCAUCAAUUGCCGCUUCAUACAUUACUGUAUCUGUCCUUGGUAUCUUUGUUAAGUUCCAUGACACCCCAAUAGUUAGAGCCAACAACCAAGAGGUCAGCUAUAUUGUGCUUGUCUCACUUACUCUGUGCUUUCUCUGUUCUUUGAUAUUCAUUGGCCGUCCUAUGAAAAUUAACUGCCUCGUCCGCCAAACAGCUUUUGGUGUAAUAUUUUCUGUUUGCAUUUCCUCUGUCCUGGCAAAGACUGUUACUGUCAUCAUUGCCUUUAAUGCUACUAAACCAUCCAGUAAACUAAAAAGGUGGGUGGGAUCGAGGUGGAUACCCUGCUAUAUUGUUUCCUUUAGUUCCUUGCUGCAGAUUAUUAUAUGUGUAAUCUGGUUGUGUACUGCUGCUCCAUUCCCACAGCAUAAUAUGAAGUCUGAAACUGGAAAAAUAAUAAUCGAAUGCCAUGAAGGUUCUACCAUUAUGUUCUACUGCAUGCUGGGUUAUUUGGGAUUCUUAGCCAGCACUUGUUUUAUUGUCGCUUUCUUUGCAAGAAAUUUGCCUGAUAGGUUUAAUGAAGCUAAACAUAUUACAUUCAGCAUGCUUGUGUUUAUUAGUGUAUGGCUAUCAUUUAUCCCAGCCUACCUGAGCACCAAAGGAAAGAACAUGGUUGCUGUGGAGGUGUUUGCCAUCCUGUCUUCAAGUGUGGCCUUACUUGUUUGUAUAUUCAUCCCCAAAUGUUACAUUAUUUUACUUAAACCUUACAAGAACACGAGAGAAAAAUUAACAGGGAAAUAA
Protopterus annectens (West African lungfish) is the source of this 1029-nucleotide messenger RNA. RefSeq names its product vomeronasal type-2 receptor 26-like. Gene Ontology annotation, molecular function: G protein-coupled receptor activity. Lineage: Eukaryota; Metazoa; Chordata; Ceratodontiformes; Protopteridae. The record is from RefSeq and is a predicted model, not a curated record. Gene Ontology annotation, cellular component: membrane. The transcript has 3 exons. The coding region runs from base 1 to 1029 and encodes 342 amino acids. Gene Ontology annotation, biological process: G protein-coupled receptor signaling pathway.